ACUCAUUGCAUUUCGAAUAGAAAGGUUUGCGUGAAACUGGGUGGGGUUAAUGGAUAGAAAAAAAUAGGGUCGAUAGGGUGGAAAUAAAUCAACCUGGCAACCUUGGAACAGGAGAAAGAGGAGACUUAUCUACUCUGAGUUUCCCGUGUAGUCGGGAAUCAGUCGCUAGAGGGUUUAUUUACGUGUUCCAUUCAACCCCGAUCCACUUUUUUCUUGCGCCGAUACGAUUUCCUUGGAAAGUUUGAAUUUUUUCUUUGUUUUUUUUUUUUUGUUGCUUGCUUGUUUGUUUUCGGAUCAAUUGUCAUUGCCAUAGUUCCCCGUGCGACAGGUUCAGGAUGAGCACCAGUGAGGGUUUGUUUUUCUCGGCUUUGCAGCCACACACAGCCGUGAGCACGUACGCUGUACCGAAUGACCGCGAGCUCACCGCGGACCGGCAGCCCAGGGAGAAGCGCGUGCAGCAGCAGGUCCAACAAAGGCUUGCGGAAAAAGCAUCAUCAGAGUAUAGUGGCAUAUCCAUGAAGAGGUACAACAGCCAGGGGACUGGAAUAAACUCUAAGACAGUUGUUUUCAAUGGCAGCAGAACAGCAAAUCCACGAUUGCAUCAGGGUACUGGAGGGUUCAGCUCACGCUCAGCUGUGGAAAUGGGCACACAGCGCAAGGUCAGCCUUGGCACACCCAUGCCCGCUGUUGUUGGCAAUCCGUACAGAUAUUAUGAUGGCUCCUACAAUGGAGGGCAUCAUAUUGGCCAGGUAAAUCGAGUGGAGCAGGAAGUGAUGCAAGGGCAGCCUUCUCCAAGUGGCAACUGGGUAACUCAGGAGGGUAUGACCUCCUCAGAGCAUCGCUCCCACUAUGGUCAUAGUCCAUUGCCCGGUAUGUCACCUAUGAGACGGAGUCUCAGUGGUACGCUGGUGCUUGAUGCUCCUGGCAGAGGAUGGAAGGAGGCAGAGCUUGCUCAUCAGUAUUCUUCCAAAGGCCCAGCCCACCGCACCCUGAUGCGCAUGAAUAAUCGGCAGACGCAGCAGCAGAGGAUGGGCAGCAACACUAUUCAGUGGCAGCAAGCAUCCGCUGGAGGCAGCACCAUGAUGGCCGGAGGGCAGUAUCCUGGUAUGAUACGGCGAACAGGAUCAAUGCACAGCCUGAAGAGCGUUGGUCGAGGGAUGGAUGUUUGUGAUGCAUUGGCCAGUGGCAGGGACAUUUCUGGAGGAAUUCACAGCCUUGACAUGACGACUGCAGUCAGUUAUCUCAGCUCAGCAGAUGUUGCAAUGCACAUGCUUGGAGCCGCCUACAUUCAGCAUCAGUGUUACCAUAGCAAUGAUGCCAAGGACCUGGUACGAAAUCUGAAGGGGAUCCCUGCACUGGUGCAGCUAUACUGUAGUGAAAACCAGGAAGUGCAACGGUACGCUACGGGAGCCACACGCAAUCUCAUUUACGAGAACAUGGAAAACAAAGCAGCGCUGAUCGAGGCUGGAGGUAUCAGCAAACUGGUUUCUGCAUUGAGAGAGCCAGAUGAUGAACUUCGCAAGAAUGUUACAGGUAUUUUGUGGAACCUGUCAUCUAAGGAUAGUUUAAAGGAGAAGUUAGCGAGGGAGAGUCUAGCCGAGCUGACAGAGCGAGUGCUGAUUCCUCUCUCAGGAGGUGGAGAUUCUGCAGUUAUCCAGCAGAGCCAGUCUGAAAUGGACAUAUUCUACAACACUACAGGCUGUCUUAGAAACCUGAGCUCGGUGAAUGGAAGGACCAGGCAGCAGAUGAGAGACACUCGUUGCCUUGUGGACUCUCUCGUAGGAUACAUACAGAGCUCUCUGCAGGAGGGCAAGGCUGAGGACAAGGGUGUAGAGAACUGUGUGUGUGUCCUGAGAAACUUGUCUUUCCAGCUGUACUCUGAGAUCCCCACAUCAGUGCAUCAGCGUUUGGAGGGUCCGACACGAGCUCAGGACGCACAUCGCAGAGACGCCAUCGGCUGCUUCAUCACACCACAGAGCAAAAAAUCAAAGGAUAAAAGAAACCAUGAGCUGUCGACAUUGUCUGAGGUAGCUCGAGUACCAAAGGGGGCUGAGUGGCUUUGGCAUCCUCAGAUAGUUGGGUUGUAUAAUCAAGUGCUGCAAAAUUGUGAGAUGAACAACACUACACGUGAGGCUGCAGCUGGGGCCUUACAGAACAUCACUGCAGGGGAAGGCCGGGUCAGACAUCACUCCUCAUGGGCGUCAGUGUUGAGUCGUGUAGCUCUGGAACAGGAGCGAAUGCUACCUGUGAUUCUGGAUCAGUUGAGAACCCCGACCGAAGCUGAGCUGCGUUCUCUCACCGGCCUGUUGAGGAAUCUGUCCCGGCACUCCAAGGACAAGGCAGAUAUGGCUACAAAAGUGGUGAAUAUCCUGGUGCCCAAGCUGCCUAGUGAUGGCCAUCAGAAAGAGCCAUCUAGUGAUGUAGUCGUCAACAUCUGUGGCAUUCUCAAUAACCUGGUCAUGGCAAGUUCACUGGCUGCAAGAGAUGUGACUUACUUUGAUGGAGUGCCCAAACUGGUUGGAAUCAAAACGUCUCAUGACAACAGUCCAGGGAAGGUGAAAGCAGCUAAGGCCGCCUCCACAGUGCUGUGUAACAUGUUUCAGUACAGCAAGCUGCAUAAAAACUACAAGCAGAAGGGGUUCACGAAAAGAGACUUCACUGAUACAUUCUAAUUUGGUCAUGCUGAGAAAUACUGAGUGUCUGGACCUGUCAUGAAACUUCACACGAAUAACUGGCGUUCACCAUGAAGGAAGGCUUUUUAUGAGGAUGUGCUUCUAAUCUCUGGACUGAGCUCGAGUGCUUUUUGUUUUGGUUCCUUUUUACUCCCUUUUGCUUGCUGUGGAUUUUUGAGAAGGUGCCUCUUUUUCCAAUGAAGUGGGAUAAAACUGGAUGGAAAUUUUGGAUAAGCCCCAUUCCGUAUAAGGAAUAAUACACCAUAUUCCUCAAUAUAAGGAAUAAUGAACAAUUUCCAAUAAUUUGGACUUUUUCUGCAUACUCAAUUCAGCAAUACGUGCACACACACAUCCAUGAUCACGAUGAAGAAACUGACCAGGAAAAGAAUUGUCAUUUUAUGUCCAGUAGUUUUUAGUGUGUUUAAGUUUUAAGUUGGAUGUGUUAAUGCUUUAUGUGUCAGACUCACAUUGUUGAAAUAUGCUAGAAGUUUUCCUCUGCUAUCUAUCAUGAACAAUUUAAAUUGUUUUAGUUGACUUUUUUUUUUUUUUUACUAUUUUUAGAGUAUUAUAAAAAAAACUGUAAAUUCAUAUUUGUUUUCUGGACAAUAAGAAAGAAAGAUUCUAGAAUGUUGAACUAGGACUGAAUCUCACUUGUGCCGUUGUGAAAUACAAGAGAAAAAUGUGCCCCAUUGGGGAUGGGAUUUAAUGCAACUUCCAAUCUAGCUUUCCCUUCUUCCAAGUAUGUUGAGGUGCUUAGCAGUAUUGUGUAUAGAGUUAAAAAAAAGAAAGAAAGAAGGAUAUGGUGCCUAGUACAGUUGCAAUUAAGAAAGAUUUGGACUUGGAUUUGAAACAAAAGAAAUGGUAUCUUAAAUCAAGUUUAUUUGCUUGUAAUGCUUGAUUUACUGCUGUUGCUUUUUCUGUAUCACUCAAGCUACAAUAUUUGCUGUUUGAUGUUUAUUAAUCUAAGAGAUUUGAGUGUUUAUGUACUUUUGUUACUGAAGGGUUACAGAUUACCGUGAGAAAUUACUGUUAGUGUAGCAUCUCUAACAGAACAGAUUGAUUUAAAUACUGAAAUGAAGUGUUACAUGAGAGAAUCUAAUGGUACCUCGACCUCGAUGUUUAACUUAACACAUUAACCAAAAAUCUGGCAUCACGUUGCCAAUUUAAAAAUUACACUGUUGUUUUCAGACAUCUAUAAUUAACAUCAUGAUCAUCUCAUAUAUAGAUAACUGAACAAAUAAAACCAUUAGUCCUGCCAAUAAAGUCUACUUUUGUUAGUGUUCACGAAAAUUAUUUUAGCAUAUGUCCAUCUUUUUUUUGUUUUAACUUUAAAAUUGUCUUUUUCACUCAUU
This is a messenger RNA of Tachysurus fulvidraco (yellow catfish), 4024 nucleotides long. It is a transcript of the gene pkp3b, whose product is annotated as plakophilin 3b. Gene Ontology annotation, molecular function: cadherin binding. NCBI's taxonomy places the organism in Eukaryota, Metazoa, Chordata, Actinopteri, Siluriformes, Bagridae. Gene Ontology annotation, cellular component: adherens junction; cytoplasm; nucleus. The record is from RefSeq and is a predicted model, not a curated record. The coding region runs from base 336 to 2672 and encodes 778 amino acids. The transcript is spliced from 13 exons. Gene Ontology annotation, biological process: cell-cell adhesion; cell-cell junction assembly.